AUGAAAGCACAGCAACUGGAGGAACAACAGCAACAACAGGAACGAAAAGAAGCAAAGCCCACAGCAACAGCAGCAACAACUGACACAGCAACAGGAACAGCACCAACACAUAGCAACAACAACCGAAACACCAACAGCAGCAGCAGCUCCACCACCACCAUAAGAAACAGCAACAGCAGGAAAAGCAGCAUCACCACCGCCAGAAGAAGAAAUAGCAACAGCACAGCAGGAAAAGCAACAGUAGCAGCAGCAGCAGCAUCACCACCGCUAGAAGAAGAAGAAACAGCAACAGCAGGAAAAGCAGCAUCGUCACCGCCAGAAGAAGAAACAGCAACAGCAGCAAAAGCAACAGAAGCGGCAACAACCUUUAUUUAUAUUAAACAGAAUGCUCCGUUGUUGUCUUCGAGGAAGGUUGGAGCCAGCGUGAGACCACAGCUACCCUUGGAGCAUCCUCGGACUGGUAUUAAACGCAACGCUUCCGUCGUUGUCUUCGAGGAAUGCUGGAGCUAG
This is a messenger RNA of Macrobrachium nipponense, 510 nucleotides long. Its product is annotated as ataxin-2 homolog. Bases 1 to 510 code for a protein of 169 amino acids. Lineage: Eukaryota; Metazoa; Arthropoda; Malacostraca; Decapoda; Palaemonidae. The record is from RefSeq and is a predicted model, not a curated record. The transcript is spliced from 3 exons.